UUCCGUAAAACGCAAAUAGAGCGCGGUAAUGGAGACUUCAUUGAACGAAAAGCCAAAAGCUGUCCUGUUUUUGCGAUUAGUUUCGUAGUUCCAACAUAUUCUUGUAUGUCAGACCGAAGACUCGAGGAAUCAGCUGGACAGACUAACACAUCGACGUUUAGAGCCGGCUGCUAGCAUCACCAGCCGCAUCAUGGCGCACUGGACCUCCUUCGAAAAGGAGACGGAGAAAGAAACCAAGAAGUUGAUCAGAUGUAUCAGCAAGAUCGAAGACGAGGAGGACCAACAUUUCCAGCUUGCACUUAAGUUUGUGUGGUCAAAUUUCAAGUUUCAUCGCUUUCUGGACGUCGACAGCCAUAAAGUUGGACGAAGUAUCGCUGG
Messenger RNA from Nematolebias whitei (Rio pearlfish), 378 nucleotides. Its product is annotated as gamma-tubulin complex component 5. The record is from RefSeq and is a predicted model, not a curated record. Lineage: Eukaryota; Metazoa; Chordata; Actinopteri; Cyprinodontiformes; Rivulidae.